Helianthus annuus (common sunflower) is the source of this 1318-nucleotide messenger RNA. Its product is annotated as GATA transcription factor 12. The record is from RefSeq and is a predicted model, not a curated record. Bases 177 to 1151 code for a protein of 324 amino acids. Gene Ontology annotation, molecular function: zinc ion binding; sequence-specific DNA binding. Gene Ontology annotation, biological process: positive regulation of DNA-templated transcription. The transcript is spliced from 2 exons. Gene Ontology annotation, cellular component: nucleus. Lineage: Eukaryota; Viridiplantae; Streptophyta; Magnoliopsida; Asterales; Asteraceae.
CUUUCCAUAUUUUUAGGUGUCCGCCAUCCCCCUUCAAACGCAAAUAAACUCUCUCUUCUCUCUACCCUCACCUCUCUUCACUCCUCAACUCUCUCCUCCUCCACACACUUUCUCUCUCUAUAACUCUCCCUUUUUCUACGUUCAUUUCACCAUUUCCUUUCCUUCCAUUCCCACAAAUGGAAACCACUCCUGAUCAUUUCUUCCAUACUCAAUUCACUCCCGAAAAACAAUUCAUCAUUGACGACCUCCUCAAUUUCCCCACCGACGACACUGCGCCUCUCGACGAGGCGUAUGAUGUCGUCGGUGACAUUGCCAAUGCCGGUACCUCCACCGACUCGUCGGCCGUCACUACGGCCGCUGACUCCUCCGGCGAUGGUGGUCGCCGGAGCGUCACUGACGCUCAGUUUUCUCAUGACCUUGGUGUCCCGUAUGAGGAUAUGGCUCAGCUAGAAUGGUUAUCAAAUUUUGUGGAGGAUUCAUUUUCAUCUGAAGACAUGGAGAAGCUUCAACUGAUUUCUGGAGUGAAACCGCGACCCGGUGAUGCAUACGAGACCUCGAAAUUCCAGCACGACGCUGAUAACCGAGCCAAUAACGCGAAAUUUAACACUGAAAUGACGGUUCAAUCAAAGGCGCGCACCAAGCGUUCUCGUGCUGCACCGUGUAAUUGGACAUCUCGACUCAUUGUUUUGUCUCAACCAUCUAACGGUCCCGCUAGCACGAUUUCCUCGGAGUCCGAGUCCGACAUUGUCUCGAGUUCAAUUGUUAAGAAAGCGCCUCCCAAGAAAAAGGAAGUGUAUGACAACGAGUCUCAUAAUGGAGAGGGGCGGAAGUGUCUCCACUGUGCCACUGAUAAAACCCCUCAAUGGCGUACUGGACCAUUAGGUCCAAAAACGCUUUGUAACGCAUGUGGGGUUCGCUACAAGUCUGGUAGACUGGUCCCUGAGUAUAGGCCUGCUGCGAGCCCCACAUUUGUUCUUACAAAACACUCGAAUUCGCAUCGUAAAGUACUUGAGCUAAGGAGGCAAAAAGAGAUGCAAACUUCACAUCAACAACCAUUCUUUCAUCAUCAAAAUAUGAUGUUUGAUGUAUCCAAAGGGGACGAGUACUUAAUCCACCAACAUGUUGGUCCGGAUUAUCGACAAUUAAUAUAAUUAAUUUGAUAAAUGGCGGUUCAGUUGAGAAAAAAAAAAAGUCAUUUUUCAUAAUUUUUUUUCUAGUUUUUGAAAAUUAAUCUAGUCAUUGUUUGAAUUUUCAAACCAAAAUUUCAUAGGGUUAAGAUUGAGCUUAUGAACUUUAGAUGCUUGUAAUUUCAGUUGAA